Ahaetulla prasina is the source of this 2311-nucleotide messenger RNA. RefSeq lists its product as uncharacterized. The transcript has a single exon. The record is from RefSeq and is a predicted model, not a curated record. The coding region runs from base 1 to 684 and encodes 227 amino acids. NCBI's taxonomy places the organism in Eukaryota, Metazoa, Chordata, Lepidosauria, Squamata, Colubridae.
AUGUCUUCUCAAAACCUUCAUAGUACUUUGUCCCUGAAGGACAUAUUAGACAACGGAUUUCUGAUGAGUGCUUCCAGCAAUAGCAACUCUCCAGAUAGCAGCUUAUUUCUGGACAUGAAUCGUGCUGCCAAAUCAGAAGACUGGGACAGUAAAGAGACUACUCUAAAUGUCAAGGUUUCAGAUUCUUCUUCGGGUAGUAUGAAGGGAGACCUGCAAACUUCAUGUGACAGUGGGACAUCUUUUUGUAAAACCCCAUUCCAACCAUCUGCCUUUGACUUGUCUAAUUUGAGUUCUGCUAAUAACAGCAAAGCAAAUUCCUUAGUGGAUACAUACCAUGAUACUAAGUCAUCUACACCAUGCAGAGAAGACAAGGCCUCUGUACUAACUGAACACAUGACAUUAAAAAGUUCUGAAAUGAGUGAUGAUGUGGUCUUCAAGAAGCCACUACAGCCACCAAUAUGGGAGAUUUCUGGAAUACAAGCCACUGUGGAUAAUUCUCUGUCUCUUGAAGCAAGCUUAGAAGAUACUGGCUCCCUGGUUUGCAUAAAAACGGAUACACCAUCUCUGGAAAGGUCACAUUUUGUUACGCCACCUGAUCCAUCAAUGAAGUCAGCUGAUGCUUUUCUUACGGUUCUUCCUGCUGAAAUUGAGCCACCCCCCCAAAAAAAAUCAAAUAAAAAUUAGUCUGAUAAGAUAUUGUGUCACAAAGACAUUAACUGAAAGUGACUUCAUCCUUCUACAUUUAAGGAUCUACGCAUGAUAGCAAAUAAUUUAGUAAUUGAGCACCCAAAUUUAGAAAUGAAAGCCAGAUUUAUUGAAAAAUGCAAAAAAUAUAAUAUAGUAUGCAUUCUCUGUGCAUACCACUGAAUGUCUUUCUCCACUAUAGUUGAUGUGAAGAGCUGAAAUAUGAGCAAUGAGCUAUGGAAAACAUUGGUAUAAAAACAGCUUCAGUCUUAAUCAAGUGAAAUAUUACUUCAUAUGCAUUAGUAUUAAUCUGUUGUCUAGUCUUUGUGGGGAUUGAUUUUGGGAUUGUUGGUUGAAAUAUGAAUAGAUAUUUUGCUAUUCCAAACUGGAUUAAGAUGCCAGUACAUUUAGUCCCUACCUUUACUCUUAGGAAUCACUAGAACUAAAUCCAGGAAUCUCAGCUGUGAAUAAUAGCUGCUCCUAUUUAUCUCAGUUAUGGCUUUGGAGCAACUUUAAUUGCAGUAAAUAAUUCUCAGUCUCUGAAUUGGCUUUAUCCUGAUUAUUAGCAAGCAAUACAAAAAGACUUUUAAAUUAAAGGAAUAUGUUGAGUCAUAUCAUAUAUUAUCCUUGACCACAACUUGGUUUCAUCCAGCAUAAUACAUAGAUCUAGUUGUGGAUUAAUGAAUAAAUUAUGAUUCACAUUGUAUGAACUCAGUUACUGCUAAAGGGGUAGCAAACUAAAUGUUUUCUGAGGCUCCAGAGUUUCUAGACAAUUGGGCAGUUCAGAUGAGGUUCUUUAUGGGAGGAAAGGACUAGUAGGUAGAGAGAAAUAAAAGUAUAAGGGGCAUCAAUGUUUGCCUUGUAAUCCACUGAAUUAAAAUCGACUCUUAACUCCACAAAGAUCCAAUUGUUAAAUUGGAUUAGCCUGGUAGUAGGGCAGUUGUAACAGGUUCCUCUUUUUUCCUAUACUUUUGGGAACAUGGAUCACCUGAUGACAUUGUCAAAACAGGAUUUGUUUACAGUGUACAAAAUGAAAUGGGUUCUUUAUGCUUGCUGGAAACCUAAACCAAAGCCUGACUUUUGCAGGAAGCAGAAUGAAGACCUUUGUACAAAGUUUUUUCCUCUGCUUGUCCACCUGUUAGUUGUAUGAGUUUCCAUUUCUUUGAAAUAAGUUGUUAGAGAAGACUCAGCAGGAAUAAAUGGAAUUAAAAGACUAUAUCUUGUUCCUAUAAAUAAAGUUACCAAAUAGCACUGCUUAUUAUGUGUGAAAAUCAGUUUUAUUUCUUUCCUUUGAGAUUAAAUCAGCUAUUUCCAUUAUCAAAGUCAGUGCUGAAUUUUAAUACUUUCUGUUGUGCUGAGUAUUGGUAUAACUCAACUGCACAUUUUUCUAUCAACACUAAAAAAAAAUCACUUUAGGUAGUUCCUAUGUUUAACCUGAGAUUUUAACUGACCUUCUCAUUCUAAAACAAAAUGAGAAUAUCCUUGAUCUGUUUUUAACAAUCACUUAAGACACAAAUUUUAAUACAGCUAUCUCUACAGCUGAACUAGUUAAAAGCCUUUUUGAUCAUGAAUUGCUGAACAGACUCCCUCAUCCUAAGCUGAAGAGAGGCCUUUAAGACCUCCUAAU